CCGAGACGGAAGGCGGGGCGGUGCCGGUGCGAGACGCAGAGGCGCCGCGUCAGUUCACGACCCUCAGACAGGCCUGGCGGUGGCGGGUGAGACAGUCCCCGACGGCGACCGACGCGAGGACAUCGGUCAGUGACGUACCCGCGGCGGCCCGGAGCGGAACAAACCGAGCGACGUCCCGGCCCGGAUACCCGCCACGCCGGCCGGCCGGGCGUCCUCCGCGUGAACGCGCCUCCUGAGGUCGUGAGCGAGCCCGCGACGAGCGCGUGCAGUGGUGCCCGAGUGCUGGUGUGGCCGGGAGGUGACGGGUGGUGCCGCGUGCGCGCGCGUGCGGGACCGGCCGGCGCCGGCUCUGAGCGGGCCGAGGGGACGAGCCGCCACCCGCGAUGGAUCGCCGCGGUCGGAGGCGAGCCUCCUGGCUGGACUUCCCCUGCCGGAUCGAGGGGUGGAUGAACGUAUGCG
This is a messenger RNA of Pollicipes pollicipes, 459 nucleotides long. RefSeq names its product ras GTPase-activating protein raskol. The record is from RefSeq and is a predicted model, not a curated record. NCBI's taxonomy places the organism in Eukaryota, Metazoa, Arthropoda, Thecostraca, Pollicipedomorpha, Pollicipedidae.